AUGGACAUGGCAAAGCAUGCGGAUAACCGACAUUCCAGGCGAGAAAACACCAUCGGUGUUGUACAAAGGUUCCUGUGUUGCUCCUGCUUCCAAACGGGUGAGAACGACCGCUUGGAGUACAAUCAGGAAAAGCCACAGAAUCCCAAGGCUGUUGUGGAUGAAGAGAACGUCCAUAUCGUUGUUGAAGAUUUGGGAAUAGACAACCCUGGAUUUAGCCUUUCUGAAGUUGAGCACUGCGGUCCACCUCACCAGAUCACCAUGGGCCGUUCUGCUAGUUCUGUGUCCAUGUGCCAAAGAGCAGCUCUGAAGAAGAAGCUCGCACCACUUUCCUCUUUACCGCUUCAGUCUAGAGCGAUCCAGAACAGUGAGGACGACUCUACUGUUGACUCUCUUCUGUACAGUUCUGGCAGCACUAAUGUUGGAGAUGGUGGUCUUCUCACUCCACCAGUCAUUAACCUCAUACCUCCGACACCUUCCGACGUAAUAGAUGAUGACCAGUUCUUUGACAUAAACUCAGAAGAAGAGAGUCUACAGCAAACGUCAGGAAGCGAAGGAGUGGACAGUAUUGGCAGUGCUGCUAUGGGAGAGCAAGAGAGCGAGGAAGAUGUAGACCAAGACUUGGAGUCUGAAGGUAAUCAUAAGACCAAAGAUGAAGAACAUCCACAGGUGGAGCCUCCAGAGGAAGAAACGGCCAAGAAGAAGAGCAUAGACAAGUCUACAAUCCACUUCCUGCGUAGCACCUUUCAUGUACCCCCUCUUCCUGAAUACCCACGAAAAAGAAGCUUCAAUACUGGAAUCAGUUUGCUGCAGUUCACUGAACAUAAUCUGGAUGACCUGAGCAACAAGGAUGCCUGCAGCCAUGAGUUGCUAAAGGAAGAGUUGAGGCUACUACCGCUGAGCAGUAAGAUAAGCAUGUUAACACACCAAAAGCUUAACCAGUACCAAGCUUUGCUGGUGAAUAGGAUUCCUAAGAUGGUCCACCAGCUAGACCUGUUAUUUUUCCUCUUCCCAGCAUCGUACAUUCCUCAGUCCAAGGACCAUACUGGAAAAAGUGUAGUGAAGUGGGAUUCUAAUGGGUACAGAGCCAAAACUUUAGCAGAGCUGAACACAGAGGAGGUUUGCCAGUGGUUUAAUAAUAUUGGUCUUCAGAAAUGCCUGCCCUUCAUUCGAGAGGCAGAGUUCAGUGGAUCUCACAUCGCUUCUAUUGAUCUCAACACCCUCGAAAUCCUUCAAGUGUCCAGUCUGGAGGAGAGAGAGAGGCUGCUGUCUGCCAUUUACCAUGAAUUACACCCGCCAAACUCCACCACCCAAAGACUCGACUCCCUCCUUGAAAGAUUUGGUCCACACAAUGUUGAGAAAUUCACAGCAGCUUUGGUUUCCAUGACCAAGUCAAAAUCUUCUCCUCAAGUUGGCAGCAUCAACAUGAACCGAUGUUCAUUCAAAUUCAGACCGAAAGAACAAAAUGCAAGAUUUCACAAGAACUCGCAUCUUAUUGAAAUCACAGUCAAUGCCUCAGAUCGAACAGUUCAUUUAAGGACACCCAAAGAGACAAGUGUGGGAAAAGUGGUGGAGUCCUGUCUGAGGAUGCUGGGAAUUAAUGAAGAAAAAGAUCACUUCAACCUGAAAAGCAGUGAAGAUGAGUUCUCCCUUGAGCAGCAGAUUGGAGAUUUGCCUGGCUCAGAGACGAGACUAAUGGAGCUUCACUUGUAUAGGAAGGAAACACAGAAAGCGGGUCCUUAUUCAUCAGAUAACAACAUUAUUUGUACCACUGACAAUAUUCAGAGAAAAAAUCUGCUAAACAACACUGGGAAGAUUCAAGAGUUAAAUCAACAGAUGGCCUCCCUUCAAAACGUCAUCAUCCAAGUUCAGGAGCUUUACCAUGGUCUGGUAGCCUUCUGUUCAGAGCUGAAGAAGAUGGAGGGGGAGAUGGUUGCAGUGCAAACAGACAGCUUUGAAGUGAAGAGGCUUCUCAGUGAGACCCAGGACAAUCUGCAGAGGAAAAGACAGAGCCUUCAAACACUCAGGGACAAUCUUAACACUGCACCAGUGCAGAAGAAUAAGCCAUCAGAGGUCCGACUUCUGGAGAAGAUGAGGCUAAACUGCCAGGUGUUUAAAGACGAGAUCACACUAGUCCACCUCAAUCGACAGGUGGCUCACCUACGUGAAGUUCUGGAGAAGAUGCAGGCCAAGGAGAAAGCCGAGAGGAAGAGCCCUACUCUGACUCAGCUGGUCUCUUUGCAGUCUCCUGUCAUGCUGGUGGCCACCCAAGUGAAAGCAGACCCAGACGGUCAUUACGGUUUCUCUGCGCACUGGGUAGAGGGCCAGGGUCUGAUGGUGGUACAUACUGGGGGUGCUAAUCUCUGCCUGAAUGACAGGCUGGUGGAGGUUAACGGAUUGAACGUCUUGGGGAGCAGUGAGGAUGAGUUGGAGUCGAUGCUUAAGACACACACUGACCACACAGAGAGAUAG
Molecule: messenger RNA, 2469 nt
Organism: Sinocyclocheilus anshuiensis
Lineage: Eukaryota; Metazoa; Chordata; Actinopteri; Cypriniformes; Cyprinidae
Exons: 15
Coding region: 1-2469 (822 amino acids)
Molecular function (GO): protein binding
Source: RefSeq, a predicted model, not a curated record